CGGCUUCCCAUUGUAGUCCUCAAACCACUAAGAGUAUGGAGGCUCCGUGCUCGCCCCCGACGGCGGGGAAGUUCGUGGUGGUCGGCGGUGGCAUCGCGGGUGUCACCUGUGCGGAGCAGUGAUUUUUGAUGUUACUGUUGCAAAAAAGACUGCAAAAAGAUUAACACUCACUGAAGGCUCAGCUGAUGAUUAGCAUUUUUAUCAGUAAAGUAUUUUUUAAUUAAGGUAUGUACAUUUUUUACAACACUUUCAGAACACAUUUUUAUGCACACUUAGUAUUGACAACAGUGUGUAGUAUAAGCAUAACUUUUAUAUGCACUAGGAAACCAAAAUUCUCAUGUGAUUCGCUUUAUUGCAGUCUUCACUUCAUUGCAGUGGUCAGGACCCGAGCCCAUAGUAUCUGUUAUGCCUGUAUAGAGGAAUGAGUAAGAGUUUACCAGGUAGACAAGAAAAGACAGAUAUUUCAGAGAGAGGUAGCAGUGUAAUCUCAGGUGAAAAAGCAUAGAACCUUCUGGAAGCAGCAAAACUUAAAGUAUAUGGUGCUUGGGGAAGAUGACCAGAGAUGAAGCAAGGAAGACUGGCAGGGACCUGAUCAUAAAGGAUCUUUUAAGUCAUGCUAAGAAUUUAACAAAAACUUACAAGUAGUCAAAUGAUUGUGACCAAUGGAGUAAUAUGAUCAAAUGAAAAAAUUUUGAAAGAUUAUUAAUUAUAGUGUGUUUGGAGCAGAGGAAUCUGGUCAAUACGAGACUGGAAGGCCAACUCAGAGGUGAUAGUAGUAGUAUGAUAAUGGAAGCAGAAAGUGAGGAAAUAAAUUACAGAAUAUACAUAGGAAAGGAGAGAUUGAUAAUGUCAGAUAUAAAAAAAUUUAAGUAAGGUUGUACAAAAAAGAAUAGUGGAUGUGUAGGUGAAUUGAACAUGCUCAGUUGGGUUUUUUUGUUUUUUUUUUUUUUUAAGGUUUUUACAAUAACAUUUAUUUCUUAAAAGUUAACAUGCAUAACAGGAAACCAAAAAGCACAAGCAAAAAAACAAAGUCUUUCCUAAUCACAAGCAGAGACAGAUCAAGAUAGAUGGAGUUACAGAGCUGCAGGGGUUAAGAAAAUCCUUUCAGGAAAUUUAAAGUGAGCAAGAAAGAGGUUGUAGCUAAGGAAGAUGAUGAAACGUUGGCAGAUUAAACCUCCGGAUUUGAAAAGACUCUCAGAGUCUAGACUGGUUGGGCAUUUGGAAGAGUAGGCAUGCCAAAGCACUUGGGUAAGUUGCUUAAGUUUUAAGUGUUUUAUUGGAAGUUUGCUGUGAUUUCAUUCAGCUUAAGUUAUUAAAUGAAGUUAUUUUGCAAUGAAGAGAAGUUGGUUUAACUGUUAAUUAGGAAGGUGGUUCCUUCUCAUCCUUUUCAUGGUAAUUGUUAAGAGUGUGGUGUAAAUGUAUGUUUCAUUUUAAUCAAUAUCAGAGUUGAACGCUUCUCACCAUUACCCCAUAAAUAUAGCCAAGACCCAGGAUAAUGGAGACCUUUAAAGGGAGAACAUUGGCAAUUAAUUUUCCAUCAGAAGAUAUUCUCCUGAUAACAGCUUCUCCUGUUAUUAAAGCAGUUACAAAUUUCAAGCAGGUUUCUAAAGUAUUGGAAGAAUUUGAUGUUGAAGAACAACCAAGUACCAUGUUAGAAAAUCGCUUUCCCAACAUUAAGGUUAUAGAAUCUGGAGUAAAGCAACUAAAGAGCAAAGAGCAUUGCAUUUUAACUGAAGACGGCCAUCAGCAUGUUUAUAAGAAGCUCUGUCUGUGUGCUGGGGCAAAACCAAAAUUGAUAUGUGAAGGAAACCCUUACGUGUUAGGAAUCCGGGAUACAGACAGUGCGCAGGAAUUUCAGAAACAGCUUACUAAAGCUAAGAGAAUAAUGAUCAUAGGGAAUGGUGGUAUCGCACUCGAAUUAGUGUAUGAAAUUGAAGGCUGUGAAGUAAUUUGGGUAAUUAAAGAUAAGGCAAUUGGGAAUACUUUCUUCGAUGCAGGAGCAGCUGAAUUCUUGACUUCAAAGCUCAUUGAUGAAAAACCAGAGGCUAAAAUUGCACAAAAAAGAACCAGAUAUACAACUGAAGGACGGAAAAAGGAAGCACAAGCCAGAGCUAAUGCUGGUAACGUAGGCAGUGCCUUGGGACCUGACUGGCACGAAGGGCUGGAUCUUAAAGGAACAAAAGAGUUUUCUCAUAAAAUUCACAUUGAAACCAUGUGUGAAGUAAAGAAAAUUUACCUUCAGGAAGAAUUUAGAAUUUCUGAGAAAAAGUCCUUGACUUUUCCAAGAGACCAUCAUGAUCAGUCAGUUACUACUGAUAAAGAGAUAUGGCCUGUAUAUGUGGAAUUGACCAAUGAAAAGAUAUAUGGCUGCGAUUUCAUUGUCAGUGCUACAGGAGUUACACCAAAUACAGAACCUUUUCUCUGUGGCAACAAUUUUGAUGUAGGAGAAGACGGUGGCCUGAAGGUGGAUGACCACAUGCACACGUCCCUCCCUGACAUCUACGCCGCAGGUGAUAUUUGCACGGCCUCCUGGCAUCCCAGCCCUGUCUGGCAGCAGAUGAGGCUGUGGACCCAGGCUAGACAGAUGGGAUGGUAUGCAGCAAAGUGCAUGGCCGCAGCUAGUGUAGGAGAGUCCAUUGACAUGGAUUUCAGCUUUGAACUUUUCGCUCAUGUAACAAAAUUUUUUAACUAUAAGGUUGUAUUACUGGGGAAAUACAAUGCACAGGGCUUGGGUUCAAACCAUGAACUACUGCUGAGGUGUACCAAAGGGCAGGAGUACAUCAAAGCCGUCCUGCAGAACGGGCGAAUGAUGGGCGCUGUCUUAAUUGGUGACACUGACUUAGAAGAAACAUUUGAAAAUUUAAUUUUAAACCAGAUGAACCUUUCAGCAUAUGGAGAAGAUCUGCUGGAUCCAAAUAUUGAUAUAGAAGAUUAUUUUGACUAAAAAGGGCAUUUCAAGAGCUAUAUCAGGUUCCAAAUAAGAUUUUAAAAGUCAGAGGAUUACACAGAUUUAUGAUGACCAGCUGAAGUUAAAAUAAUUUAUUUAUAGAGUUUUUUUUUUCUAACACAAAAUUGACCGCUAAUUAUGUAAAGAUAAGUCUGAAGUAUUCAUUUCUGUGUUUUCAACUCAGAGACAUUCAUUUGUGAUUUAGCUUUGAAACAAAUUAGCUUGUUAUCUACUUAACCAACAGUGUGGUGUCUAGUUAACAUACCAGAGCCAUUCUUUGACCGUGAAAUGUCAAAGGCAGGCUGUGGUUUCAAGAAGCUUACCGCUGUAGCCUUUGUAAGCCAGUUGUGUGAAAAGAAAAAUACAACUAGUUGUGACAAGGCAUAAAGAACUUAACAAAAUUACAUGAACUUAAUCUCCUACGUAUUUUACAUUUAAAGGGUUUUACAAUAAAGUUAAUUUAUUUUUCCUGUUUCA
Bubalus bubalis (water buffalo) is the source of this 3424-nucleotide messenger RNA. RefSeq names its product pyridine nucleotide-disulphide oxidoreductase domain 1 (gene PYROXD1). The transcript has 13 exons. The coding region runs from base 1496 to 2944 and encodes 482 amino acids. NCBI's taxonomy places the organism in Eukaryota, Metazoa, Chordata, Mammalia, Artiodactyla, Bovidae. The record is from RefSeq and is a predicted model, not a curated record. Gene Ontology annotation, molecular function: oxidoreductase activity; flavin adenine dinucleotide binding.